Drosophila melanogaster (fruit fly) is the source of this 1107-nucleotide messenger RNA. RefSeq lists its product as uncharacterized. The record is from RefSeq and is marked reviewed. Lineage: Eukaryota; Metazoa; Arthropoda; Insecta; Diptera; Drosophilidae. The transcript has a single exon. Bases 16 to 975 code for a protein of 319 amino acids.
CCAGUUAGUGCGAGAAUGUCGAGCUGGUCGCUUUGUCCGCUUUUACUGGCCUUCGCGGUUCACGCCGUGCUUGGAUCUGUGGAUUUGGCUGGUUCCCUGGAUCCGUCGCUGCUGGAGAACGUGGAUGUGGACCAGCUAAGGUCAAACUAUCUGCCCCAAGGCCUGCAAAACACCAAUGUGACCUUGGCCGACUUCCAAAAGUGGCUGCAGUCGAAGUGCGAGAAGGCCAAUGACCAUUUGCCGAAAGGAUCUGUUAACGCCUCUGCCCUGAGCAAGUCCAUCGAGGAUGCGGGCAUUCACCUCGCAGAAUGCCUCUCCGGAUUGGCCAAUAUGACGGAGAUCCAGGCGGAGAUCGAGGAGGCGAGUCCCAAGGGCGACCUGGACGUGGUCUUCGAGAAGUAUUGCCUCCGAUUGCCGCAGGCCAAGACCUGUCUGAAGAACUUCAACGACGCGAUCCUGCCCUGCCUGACCACCGAUGAGAAGACCCACAACGCGGUGCUGCAGAGGAUUGCGGACAAGCUGCUGGAGUUCAUAUGCUACAAGAACGGAGACCAGAUUGCGCUCUUUAUCGCCGAAGAGGGCCCGGAGUGCCUGCAGCAGAGUCGCGAAGGCAUCGCCAAUUGCCUGAACUCUUCCUUCGCCGGAUAUCUGCCCAAGUCGAUUAGCCCGGAGUGGGAUCUGCCCCAGCUGGUCUUGGGUCCGAAGCAGUGCGUCGACCUCUACGCAUUCGAGACGUGCACCGUCAGUCUGCUGGAGAAGUGCGAUACGAUCACUCCCAGCAAUAUCGUGGAGUCCAUGUUUCGAUACGUGAGGAAGGAGUCCUCCUGCCAGCCCCACAUCGACAGGGUCAAGCUGCAGCACCGCAGAGCCCUGCCCUUGACCAGUGGAUCCCAGUCCGGCUCAUCCGUAUCCCUUCAUCUCACCUGGACCUCUGCGAGCCUGCUAAUGGCCACUUUCCUCGCCCGACUGGCCUAACAUUCCCCGCUCUCUCUCUCUCUUUUUUUUUUGGUUGAUAUUUUAUAAUUAUGUUUAAUAAACUUUGCAAAGUCGGGAACGGAGUCUGUGCACCGGACGGACGGACGGACUGCUGCCCGGCGUAAGCCGCUU